AUGUUUAAAAGCAAAAUAGCCCUUGGGAACAAAAACUUCCUCGGAAAUAAGGACAGGAAAAAACUAGCCGUGACCAUCAAAAACACAUUCAACCUGGACAACGACGAACAAGUGGAUGAAAUUCUGGACAAGGAAAACACAUGUAUUUGUAAAGUGCAGAAAACAAAAAUAACGAUCUACCUCUCGAAGAAUAUCCCAGUUCUGUUCACCAUAAAAAAUUGCAUCUUCCCAACGGUAUAUACAUUAUGGAAAUUUCCACACAUAAUCCCCUGCUUUGUUAUAUACCCACCUGCUUCUGAAUUUUUGAUGAAGGGAGCGGACUUGAUGAUUCCAGGAAUAUGCAAAGAGGUAGACCGUGUAGAAGAACUAAAGGAUGGGAGUGUAUGGGGUGUUCGUGUGUUUAAUAACCCCCACCUGUUUGCAGUUGGACAGUGUACAGUGGACUAUGAUAGUAACAACUAUUUUUAUGAUUUAAAAGGGAAGUGUUUAAAAGUCGUUCAUAUUUUUAAUGAUGAGUUGUGGAAGCUGGGGUCCCAAACUGUUCCUCAUAGUAGCUUCCAGCUGAAGAUUAUCGACUCGGUGGAAAAUGUUGUUGACAAUUUUGACGAGUUUAAAGUGUACGAUGAGAAUAAGGGGAAGAAGAAGAAUAAGAAUAAGGCGCAUGCGGGGGGCGAGCAGAAGGGCGCGAAGCAAAGGGGGGGCACCGGUGGGGGAGGCGGAGUUGGUGGAGACGAUGGUAGUGAUGCCCCCUUUGCUCACAACCCCCAUGAUGAAAACCUGCACGAGGAAAGCCCUCGCGGUGGAAACCCCCUUGAUGAUGAUGCCCGCUACCGAGCCUUCACGGACGACGAAAGCGAAGAGGAGAAGCCGAACGGUGAGGGAGGCCCCAGCGGACGAAGCGAACCCAAGCCUCAAAGCAUGAAGAGCGAAAAAUGCCUAGACAAUUUUUACAAACAUUUUGCAGUGAUACUGGCCCAAAGGAGCCACACAGAAAAAAGGGAUGCACAUCCGCCUAGCAGCAAAAAGGUCAAGGAAGGAAAAAAAGAAAUUGCGGCGGAAACCCAUUUUAAGGAACAGCAUCUCCCAAGUGAAACGAAAAAAAAAUGCACAGUGGGUAUCGACUCAGUGGAGGAGAGUUCCUAUCAAGUAAAUACCCCUGAGGAGGAGAAAACGAGUGAGAUGAAGAAGCAAUGCUUUGAUGGAAACCCAGAAACUGAGAAGGGGAAGAGAAACGAAAUAAACAAAGCGCUAGACAAUAGCACCCACACAGACACAGACAUAAUGAACGAGUGGGAUGAAUGCUCAGCAGAAGAAAAUGCAAAAAAUUGUCAAAAUGGAAAUAAUAAAGUUUCAAUAAAAAAGGUUCAAAGCAGAAAGGAAUCGAAAGAGGCGAAAUAUGACGAUGACGAAACGGUAAGUGAAGCCUCCUUUGUGAAGGAAUCCAAUACGGAUAUGCCCCACGAAAGAAAUAAAAAGGACAUAUUCGAACUGAACAGUGAACAGCAGGAUGCACUACUGAUGUGUCUCUUCCUAGAAGUAGCUCAAUCACUUAGUGAUGACAACCUCCCGUUGGAAGUGUCCGGAGUGUACAGUAGGAUGACUAAGGAAUUUUUGUACAUUCACAGAAAUGAACACUUCCUGGGAGAGCUACAAAAACUGGGGAUCCCAACCGACAUGACAAACAAAAUAAGAGCAAAAGAAGUGAACCUAGAAUUGGAUGUUAAAAAAUCGACGUACAAAAAAAUUAGCAAAUUUAUUCAACAUUGCUCCAAGUUAAAGCUUAUUAAAAUAAAAGAAAACAGAAAUGUCAUAUCCGUUGUGAAUAUACGAAAGGGCAGCUCCAUUAUCUCGUCUUAUAAACCCAUGUCUUUGGAGGAAAAGAAACUGUGCCAGUUGGAGAGCGUUGAAAAUGAUGAGGGAGCUGCACAAAACGGAGCGGAAUGCAACCCAAAUAGUCUCCAUCAGGACAAAAGUGAAAAAAAUGAAACAACAAAUAAAGGUGCACAGGUACUCGAAUUCUACAUGCCAUCCUCCAAGGGGAUAAAUAUUUUCAAAUGUGUAGAUACCAAAUCGGAAAGGAGUUCCUAUUAUAACAUUAUGCAGUUAAAGGAUGUUCUAAAGGAGUAUGUACAGAAGCAGAAGUUGGUAAGCGGUAAGGAUCCACAUGUGGUAAAGCUAAACGAUGAUUUGAGAGCCAUUUUAAAUAUCCCAUGUGAGUCGUCUACCUUGCCGUAUGACUCUCUCCUGAACCAGUUCAUCUCGACCCAACUUCCCUGCUAUGCCAUAAUCAAGCCGAAUGCUAAUUUCGAUGUAGACCCAAUUAAAGUAACAAAGGGGAAGUGCCCAUCCAUUCACAUCUACGCAGUUGCCAGGAUGAAAGGGAAAAAAUAUGUUACCCACAUUACAAAUCUGUUUCUGUUCCAUGUGGACCUGAACAGAUUUACUGAACAUGUACAGAAACAGCUAGCUUGUUCUUGUUCCAUUGUCAUUUCAGCCUCCACCAAAAAGGAGGAAGUCCUCGUACAGGGCAAUGUUGUAAAUAUGAUUCACGACAUUUUGAUUAAAAAUUACAACCUCCCCAGGAAGUACAUUGCGCUGAAUACCAAGUAG
This is a messenger RNA of Plasmodium cynomolgi strain B, 2610 nucleotides long. RefSeq lists its product as hypothetical. Gene Ontology annotation, biological process: formation of translation preinitiation complex; translational initiation. Gene Ontology annotation, molecular function: translation initiation factor activity. The coding region runs from base 1 to 2610 and encodes 869 amino acids. The record is from RefSeq and is a predicted model, not a curated record. NCBI's taxonomy places the organism in Eukaryota, Apicomplexa, Aconoidasida, Haemosporida, Plasmodiidae. The transcript is spliced from 2 exons.